AUGCUCAAAAAUGUGACACCAAUCCAAGCCACCGAAACCACCGACGAAGACUCAUGGGUAACUACCAGCAGUAGUGAUGACAGCAUUGACGGUAAUUUACCUACAAAAUGGGCUCUGUGGAAGCUUGGCACAGGUGAGAGUUAUAAGGAGAACUUCGUCGAGGGAGAAGCUUUUCUUAGUUACAUUGGAGGCGAUACUCGGACCCAGGCAAUGAAGCGAACCGAAAAGAGUAAGCGAAGACUAGGACUAGCCAGGAAUCGAAGGACCAUAUUUGUACCCAAGCGACCUGAGUUGUAACUGUGGGAUAGUAAGUACGUCCACAAAUGCGCGCACGUUGUCAUUGUGCAUCAUACUGCAUAGCAGGUCAUCAGAAACAAGACCGGAACCGUCAAAAUGUAAGUAUCUGGCGCAUAGCAGAAUAAAACAAAAGUACUUUUCCAGCGAGGAAGAGCUUAUGAAGUUCCCUAUGUGAUGCUUCCCACUUACAGUCGAGACUUUUGUAAUCAGUCACAUAUUUUACACGUAAUGGGGUUCUCAUGGUGACCGUUUAGAUGCGAGUGUGUGCCGCGCUAAAAAUAUUUGAAUAACGGCGCACCUGCGCGGUUAUGCAGAUCAACAGACGGUUACAACGUCACACCAGCUUAGGUCGAGGAUAUACCGAAGGUGUCGUAUAUCACAAGGGCUUGUGCGAGCCCUCAGUGUGAUCGG
Molecule: messenger RNA, 708 nt
Organism: Sphaeroforma arctica JP610
Lineage: Eukaryota; Ichthyosporea; Ichthyophonida
Exons: 2
Coding region: 1-297 (98 amino acids)
Source: RefSeq, a predicted model, not a curated record